AACCCGCGAAGGACACGAUGAUGCUGAAUUACUUGUUCUACAGCUCCGCCCCCAAGUAUGAAAACAAAAUUGAAAAGAAAAAAAAAGAUGACAUGAGCUCUCUGCAAAGUUGCAUUGAAAAUGCCUCGAUUACGCUCAUCCUAGUUGGGUCCAUAGUGGUGGCCAUAAGUCUUUUGAUGAGCACAUUCUUCGCGGACAGUUUAAGGAGCUCAAGUGUGUACAAAUUAUUUUGCCUCACAUCUGGACUGUGGCUCGUUAUUAUAAUAGCGCAAGUGUUAACCUUUUUAUUUUCCUCAACCAUUUUUCAAAAUUCCACGCAUUUGUUCUUAAAUGACCAAAAAGGGAGUGCAGCGCAUAAGUGGAAUCCCCUCAGCACUGGCCUAUUUUUAACGAACGUCGUAACCUUCAGCUGUGUGUCCCUCUUGUCCUUUUGCGGAAUAUUCUCUUACGUAGUCAGUACGUUUAGUGGGACUAAUGGGCGCAUGUUGGCCACCACCAUUUUUAGUUUUUCCCUGAAUUUAGUGUUCCUGGCCUUCCAGUUCCUCUACAUUCUGCUCCGGAUCCACAAAAUUAAGGGCAUAAAGUUUAGCAAAUAUUUGCCUUUUUUUUUGCCCGGCUUUUCUUGCAUGCUCGAAUCCAUCGCAAUGAAUGUGAAGCAUAAAAUGAGACAGAGUCUGCUGGAUAAGAAGUCUAAAAGGGGAACGCACAAAAAAAAACUUGAGGACCACGUGAUGCACCAAGAUGAAAAUAUAUUCUUGAUUAACUAAAAUGGGGAGGAGACAGACGGCGCCGCAUACGAUCCAACGUGUGUGGAUCUACUCCCCCACAGGUAUGCUAUCACGAGGAUCCGUUUCGUGACAAC
Plasmodium vivax (malaria parasite P. vivax) is the source of this 862-nucleotide messenger RNA. RefSeq lists its product as hypothetical. The coding region runs from base 18 to 767 and encodes 249 amino acids. The record is from RefSeq and is a predicted model, not a curated record. Lineage: Eukaryota; Apicomplexa; Aconoidasida; Haemosporida; Plasmodiidae. The transcript has 10 exons.